Messenger RNA from Ipomoea nil (Japanese morning glory), 1072 nucleotides. RefSeq lists its product as uncharacterized. The coding region runs from base 219 to 737 and encodes 172 amino acids. The record is from RefSeq and is a predicted model, not a curated record. Lineage: Eukaryota; Viridiplantae; Streptophyta; Magnoliopsida; Solanales; Convolvulaceae. The transcript has 4 exons.
UCUGAACACAUUCUAUAUGCCGAGCAUGAGAAUGAGCAUCUCCAUAUCCUACUUGUAAUUCUUUGGUUCUCAAAAUUUCUGAAAGCGAUUGCUGUCUUCGCGCUGCAGUUAAGGUGUUCGACGAAAUUCUCAAGCGGGAUAUUCUCAUCCAAAACCUUUUCAUUUUUUCAAUCCGCAGUAAAAGUUGGUACAAUUGGAUUGAUUUCUCCUCUUGAGUCAUGAUUGGGGUUCGUAGAGCCGUGCACGGGCUUUGGAGGCAAGUGCAUACAAAAACCUGGGAAGGUCCCAGCGAGAACUUGAAGAAAAAGGUUGCUGAAAUUGAAAGGAAGAGGAAAGGCAAGAGCGCCCGGAAGAAUCAAAUGUUUAUCAGGGUGCCGGACUCAAUGGAAUGGCUGGACACUCCCACCAUGCCGAUGAUACUCAUCGCUGUUGGGUCUGCUGUUGUUGCAAAGAUCUUGAUGACGUAUGAUGACUCAAAGUCUCAAGAGACAAUUGAGGAGAAUAUUAAGAAUGCCCCUGAAGGUUUUGGGACAGUAAGGAUGCUCACCCGCGAGGAAUGGGAUGCAAUUCAAGAAGUGCGGCCAAGGACUCCAUUUGAAUCUACACUUGCACGUCCCAAUGCACGCAUAAGGACUGGGGAGCCCAUCCACUUGGAGGAUGUGAAGGACUGGACAGCUGAUGUUUUCUCAGAUGCACUCACACGGGCUGAAGAAUGUGUUAAACGUGGAUCAAGCUAGAUAAUUGCAAUUCUUCCAUAUUUAAAAGACACAGUGCCAUAUAGCGGGAAUUUUUGGUGAAUUCUAUCAUACAACGUUGCUUAGAAUCUUUUUCCUCUAAUCAAAAUGUCAAUGUGGUCUCCUAAAUUGUACACCACCUGCUUGCUAAGCUCUGGGUUUCAGGGUUAUGAUCAGAUGCCUUUGUAAAGUUCAAGAGCUCCAUGAAUUAUAUGAAUACACCGACUUUCAAUACCAUAUUGUAGCAGAAUUUACAUUAUUCAGUUUGUAUUGUCACUGCUUGAAUAAAUGUCAGAUUGCUAUUUGAAGUGCAAAGAUGUAUUGUUUUUUUUGUUGCA